AUGUACCUAGGCUCAAUAUGGGAUGAGUGCAAAUACAAGGUUCAGAAAUACAGUAUACAAGAUAUUAAGAAAUUAUUAUUAUCCAGGGUGCGGGAGAUUUUGGUGGACAACAAUCGGCAACGGGAAACGCCAAUAGGGAAGGAAGAGCUUAGAUGCGUGAAAAGGAGUGACCUUGUGGAAAUCCUAGCUGAAAACUUGCCACCUGAAACCAUACGAUUUGGAUGCCAGAUCGUUGCUGUCAAAUUGGACCCUCUAUCUUCCGAUCCGGUUCUACAACUUUACGAUGGAACCUUCAUCAAGGCCAAGGUUGUGAUCGGAAGUGAUGGAGCAAAUUCUGUGGUUGCCGAAUUUCUGGGUCUAAAAGCUACGAAACUCUUCUCUUAUUGCGCAAUAAGAGGUUUCACCAAUCAUCCCACAGGUCAUGGACUUAACAAUGAAUUCAUUCGGACAAAUAGAGAGGGCAUCCUUCAAGGAAGAAUUCCAGUUGAUGACAAACUUGUUUGUUGGUUUAUUGGCCGACAAUGGACUCCUGAAGAUUCAAGGAUUUCCAAAGACCCUAAGCUCGUUAAAGAGUCUGCAGUGCAGUCAAUCAAAGCUUUUCCAUCAGAGAUGGUAGAAUUGGUAAAGAAUAGUGAUAUCGACUCAGUGAGUCUUGUUCGCCUGAGGUACCGCACUCCAUGGGACGUCUUGCUAGGUAGCUUUAGAAAAGGAAGAGUUACAGUGGCUGGAGAUGCCAUGCACGUAAUGGGUCCAUUCUUGGGGCAGGGUGGUUCGGCUGGCCUGGAGGAUGCAAUUGUACUUGCUAGAUGCCUGGUAAAAGAAAUUUCUUCUGUUGUGGGUGUAGAAGGAUGCCAACAACGAAGAAAGCUUAUGCCAGAGACCAGUGUACUAGAGGCAGCGCUCGAUCGGUAUAUUAGAGAGAGAAAGAUGAGAAUUGUGAGGUUGUCUACACAGACUUAUCUUACAGGGUUGCUGCUUCGGACAUCAGUACCGCUAAUCAGGUUUUCACUUCUCAUUCUCCUAUUUGUUCUCUUCGGCAACUCACUUGGGCAUACUCGUUAUGAUUGUGGUCGCCUUUGAUAUCACCCUUCAUGGAGUUAGUGCGCCAACAUUGCUUAAUAAGAAGCACAAGAAAUGGAUCUGUAAUGGCUGUAGUUAGUGUGCAUGUCCCAUGAAGUUUUAUAUCCCUUCAAUCACAAUGAAUUAUAUGAAGGAUCACCUGCAAAGCAAAUCAAGCAGCGGACUGGUUAGCGCACGAGUCUCCCUCAUCGGCUUUUGGUUUUUAUCAAUAUAUAGAUAAAUACACUAGUGACCUAUGACCCGAAGGAAAAAAUGGGUCGGCCUCCGGAUUGGUUUUUAAAACAUUGUUUAU
Nelumbo nucifera (sacred lotus) is the source of this 1372-nucleotide messenger RNA. The record is from RefSeq and is a predicted model, not a curated record. NCBI's taxonomy places the organism in Eukaryota, Viridiplantae, Streptophyta, Magnoliopsida, Proteales, Nelumbonaceae.